This is a messenger RNA of Penicillium concentricum, 663 nucleotides long. RefSeq lists its product as uncharacterized. The transcript has a single exon. The record is from RefSeq and is a predicted model, not a curated record. Lineage: Eukaryota; Fungi; Ascomycota; Eurotiomycetes; Eurotiales; Aspergillaceae. Bases 1 to 663 code for a protein of 220 amino acids.
AUGGAUAUUCAAGGCACCCCUCUUCCUCACACCAGCCGCGGCACCAAGGUCACCAACGACCCUCGCUCACAACAGCGCAUCAAAGAACCGUCGGGCCCUGUUACCAACGACUCGCUUGCCGCUGAGUCUGUCUGCCAAGGUGGUGGCUUCUCUGGCAACCGUGGCGCAGAGGCCAUGGGCGUCUCAGGAAACCAAUCCACAGUAAAGAACAGCAACACCUCCGCCUCCAUUAAACUUCCCUCUACCCCAGCUGGCUACCAGCGUCACGACCGUCAUGAGGAACAGAAGUACCCCGAAUGUGUGGUUGGCCAGGGCAAGUUCCCUGGCACACAUCUAGACAACUCUGGCUACUCCGGUGGCUCAACUGCGGCCAAGAAGGAAAUGGGCAUCAAAGCUGGGGAAUACUCUUCUGCCAGCGGCAGUAGUGGUCACAGUCAGCAGAAUGAUGUGGCCAGAAUCCAAAAGGGUGGCUUCCCCUCCGAUAAUGCUAAGAAUGUUAGCUUCAACUCGGAACUGGGCUCCAGCCAGGACCCUGCCCGUGAAUCUAUCAACCAGUUCCAGCGCAGCAACGCCGGUUCUGCUUAUAGUUCUGGUCAUCCCGAACAGAAGCGUGUGGAUGAUCGAAAUCAAUACGACCAAUUGGAGAGUGACCAGCGCGCUUAA